Pungitius pungitius (ninespine stickleback) is the source of this 2039-nucleotide messenger RNA. RefSeq names its product glutamate-cysteine ligase, modifier subunit (gene gclm). Gene Ontology annotation, molecular function: enzyme regulator activity; glutamate-cysteine ligase catalytic subunit binding. Gene Ontology annotation, cellular component: glutamate-cysteine ligase complex. NCBI's taxonomy places the organism in Eukaryota, Metazoa, Chordata, Actinopteri, Perciformes, Gasterosteidae. Gene Ontology annotation, biological process: glutathione biosynthetic process. The record is from RefSeq and is a predicted model, not a curated record. The transcript has 7 exons. Bases 249 to 1079 code for a protein of 276 amino acids.
GACCGACCCGGCUUGUCUGUACAACCGCCUCUAAGCAACCAACGGGACCCGCGAGUUACAGCCAACACACCGAGUGCAAGUCAUCCUGACUGCGUAGUUUUUUUUUGUGCUGCCGUUGUUAUCCAGCCGCGGGUCUCGGCCAGAGUUCAGAGGAGCGGGUUUGUUGUCAAAGUGAAGGCGCGCUACGUCGCAGACACCGAUUAGCAUCCCGUUAGCUCGUGGUCGCCCCCCCCCCCCGCGAGCCCCACAUGGAUCCCCGAAACACCAACAGUGAGGCGUCGAAGAUGUUGCUGUCGCACGCCAAGACCCUGACACUGCACACCGGGAACCUGGUCAACCGGAGUCGGCUGAAGAAGAAGUGCCCUGGUUCUCCCAGCGAAGAGCUUCAAGACUGCAUUCAAGCCUCACUCAGCGAUUGGUUUUCCACGACAAAACCGCCCUCAAAGCAGGAUUUUCCAGAAACAUUGGACUGCUCCAUUCCCGAGGCCACUGACCGCAUCUCGCCUGAAGAGAGGGAUGAGCUGAGGGUUUCAGUGAAGCUGUUCCUGUGCGAGUCGGUUCAGUCCUCCAUCGGAGAUGCGGUGGAGAUGGUCUGCCAGGCGCUGGCAGUGUCCCAGCUUGACUCUGUUAUCAUAGCGCCACCGUGGCCCUUGGACGGUGAGGGCCGAAGUUUGGCUCACCUACAGCCCUCUUGGAAGGAGCUGGAGGCUCUGGUCAGAAGCCAGAAGAUCGCCGCUAUCGGCACGUCUGACCUGGACAAAGACUUGCUGGAGCAACUCUACAACUGGGCUCAGGUGAAGCCCAGCAGUAACCAGUUCAACUUGGCCUCCUGCUGUGUGAUGCCUCCGGAGCUGACGGCCUUCGCCAAGGAAUUUGACAUCCAGCUGCUCACACACAAUGAUCCCAAAGAGCUGAUGUCAGCAGCCACUUUCCAGGAGGCGUUGCGAGAGGGAUCGAAGGACCUGAACAUUGCCGACUGGAGGCUGGAGUGGGUCCUCCGCUACUCCAUUAUCGUUAAGAGCAGGGGCAUUAUUAAGGCUAAAGGCUACCUUGUCAGUGCAAGGAAAGCAAGUCCUUAGCACACCGCACGAUUGAAGACACAUGGACGAAGCCAUUUUCCUCCCUUUCCAUUGGCAUACACACAAAACAUGCAAAGUAAAAGCUCUGAAUAACGGAUGCUGCCCUUCACCACAAGUCUUGAAGCCAUUGUUUUAUCUUAAAAGUUGGAUCCGAAUUGUCUACAAUUUCUUCAUUUUAACCGAUGCAGGUGUUCAUUACCAUCUCUGUGAUAUGCAAUAUCAGCUCGUGUAUUGACAGAUUAGCCACUUAUCCCCUCAAUAGAGGCUGCUUUAAUGAUGGAAAAUGGCAGGUGCUAAACGUUGAUCCAAGGCGCGAAAGUUCCUUAACCUUUUUUUUAUUUUAAGUGCUGCUUAUCUAUUUUUUUUUUAUAUCCUGUCCUCACACCUGCUUUCUCUCCACUGUGUUUGUGUGAAUCAAGCGAUACAUUUAUUGGUCUGAAUGAAAAGUAAAACAAGAUUUUCAUUUUUUUUUUAAUUCUAAAACUUUCUGAAGAUAUCAGGAAAUUAGAAAAAUAAGUGCUUUUUAAAGUCGAACUAGGUAUGAGAUGUUUAUUUUAUGAUGCUGAUCAACUGUUGUUGAUGAAGAAAAUAACUAAAAGUAUAUAUUACUUUAUUUUACUAGGCAUAUUUUCUGACCAUGUUUAUCCACUACUGUACUCAUAAGAUUAAUGUGAGGGUUGAAGCCGGCGUUGGGCCUCUAAAUGAAUUGUUGUCCGCACUGGAAACUCUGGGCCAAAGAGAUCUUAAAAUAUGUUAACUCUGAAAAAUACUUUUCCUUCUAGGAAUCAUGGUUGUUUUUCCAAACAAGAUCCAGUAAAUCUCAUCACAACAACCUAUCUGUUUGUACUGUAAACAUAUGUAAUGUCAUAUAUCUGUAUUUCAUGAAUCAGCUUUAUUAAAAUCACAGAAGUUAUGUUUUACCGUCAACACUGAUGUAAUAUAUUUAAAAGGUGGAACGAG